CUCCACACCGUCGCUGUCGCAUGGCCCGGGCUUCCCACGCGGCCUCGCUCCCCAUCGCCGCCGCCGCCGCCGCCGCGAGGUUCCGAUUCCGAUUCCGCCCCAGCUUCCGCGGCAUGGCCUCCGCGUCCGCCGCGGCGGGCGCGCCGGCGAGGGUGGGCGUGGUGCAGAUGACCUCCGUGGGGGACGUCGACGCCAACUACGCCACCUGCUCCCGCCUCACCAAGGAAGCAGCUGCAUCUGGAGUGAAAUUUCUUUGUUUUCCUGAGGUCUUCUCAUUCAUUGGAUCCAAGGAUGGCAAGUCUGUUAAGAUAGCUGAACCAUUAGAUGGGCCAAUAAUGCAGAGAUAUUGCUCACUUGCAAAAGAAUCAGGCAUGUGGUUAUCUCUUGGGGGGUUCCAGGAAAAGGGACCUGAUGAUUCUCAUCAGUACAAUACUCAUGUAUUAAUUGAUGAUUCUGGAAAAGUUAGGAGCUCAUAUCGAAAAAUACAUUUGUUUGAUGUUGAUGUACCUGGCAAUAUGGUGUACAAAGAAAGUCGUUUCACAAUUGCAGGCAAUACAAUUGUUGCUGUGGAUAGUCCUUUUGGACGGCUGGGUCUUACUGUUUGCUAUGAUUUGAGAUUCCCAGAGCUUUAUCAAAUUUUGCGCUUUAAGCACGAAGCACAGGUGUUACUAGUACCCUCCGCGUUCACAAAGGUAACGGGGGAGGCCCACUGGGAAAUUCUCCUCCGUGCUCGUGCAAUUGAGACACAAUGUUAUGUUAUUGCUGCGGCUCAAGCUGGAAAGCAUAAUGAGAAAAGAGAGAGCUAUGGCGAUUCUAUAAUUAUUGAUCCAUGGGGAACAGUGAUUGCUCGACUUCCAGAUCGGCUCUCCACUGGAUUUGCGGUUGCAGAUCUUGAUUUGUCAAAAGUUGAGGCUGUGAGAACUCGAAUGCCAAUCUCAGAGCACCGGAAGUUCGACAGCGAUUGGAAAUCCUCAAAUGAACAAUAGCUCGGAACUGGUCCUGUGUUUCCUCUGCUUGUACAUCUACAUUUGGCAUAUUCGUUUAUAUGCACAACUGCCACAGUUUGAAUAGUUUGUUUGGGGACCCUCCAGUAGGACAAAGAUGUAGCACAGAAUAAGCUGCGGUGACGACGGCGGCACUGGGUAGAAAUUGAUGUCUGACAGUAUAAAACACUUGCUACUAGUACCUGGAAAUUUGUAAGUUUUCAGUGGCUACAGUAUUGGAAUGUGCAUUCAGACGCCACAAUGAGUAUGUGAAUGAUCUGGCGUUGUACCAUGAGCUAAAAAUGAGAUGCUUGAAUCAUUAUAUGCAAAGCACCAAAGGAAAAA
Molecule: messenger RNA, 1328 nt
Organism: Panicum virgatum (switchgrass)
Lineage: Eukaryota; Viridiplantae; Streptophyta; Magnoliopsida; Poales; Poaceae
Product: deaminated glutathione amidase, chloroplastic/cytosolic-like
Exons: 9
Coding region: 21-986 (321 amino acids)
Molecular function (GO): hydrolase activity, acting on carbon-nitrogen (but not peptide) bonds, in linear amides
Source: RefSeq, a predicted model, not a curated record